Messenger RNA from Papaver somniferum (opium poppy), 456 nucleotides. Its product is annotated as glutamic acid-rich protein-like. NCBI's taxonomy places the organism in Eukaryota, Viridiplantae, Streptophyta, Magnoliopsida, Ranunculales, Papaveraceae. The transcript has a single exon. Bases 1 to 456 code for a protein of 151 amino acids. The record is from RefSeq and is a predicted model, not a curated record.
AUGAAAUACGACGUACCCCCUAUCAACCGUAGAAUAACUCAGGAGGAACUCUUGAAAAGGAAAGCUGAGGAUAACAUGUUAGCUGUUCUUCAACAACGAAGGGAUCGAAUUCAGCGCCGGAUAUCAGUAGCUGAGGAGAAGCUUCAAUCUCGUGCUGAGGGUGUAGCUUCAGACUUGGAUGCUUCGGAAGACGAACCCGUAUGGGUGCCACCGGAGCGCAAAAUCAAACCAGACCGGCGCACUAGAGAGAUUGAGAGGCUGGUUCAAGCCGACCUUGAGGCUGAGCGCGGAGAAGAAGAUUACUGGGAGGACUAUGAUCUUGAUAUUCAUCCAGACUUCGUCAAUAGCCUUGAUAAUGAUUCUGAUGAAGAAAUCGAAGAAGAUUCUGCAAAGGAUGAUGAUGAUGAAUCCGAUAAUUCUGACAAAUCUGAUGACUCUGACGAAUCUGACGAUUAA